Glossina fuscipes is the source of this 7354-nucleotide messenger RNA. Its product is annotated as thioredoxin domain-containing protein 11. The record is from RefSeq and is a predicted model, not a curated record. Bases 5128 to 7251 code for a protein of 707 amino acids. NCBI's taxonomy places the organism in Eukaryota, Metazoa, Arthropoda, Insecta, Diptera, Glossinidae. The transcript has 5 exons.
UCUAUGAAAGCUGGAAAAUAUUAAAUAGCCCAGAUAUAAAGAGAAGCGUCAUCGAUUGCAUCAGCUAUCCAACCACCAACGGACCAUUCAUUGACCCAGCCGUAAAAUAAUGUUGAACACGUACAAUUUUUAGACUAUCCCCUUUUUAUACAAUCUAGUAAUAGAACAACAUAGUAGGAAAAAAGAAAGAAAAUACCUAAAAAUAUGUAUGUGUGGUCUUCCAUUCCUUUUUAAAGUGGGACCAAUGAUAUAAUAUCAUCGGUCAACAUGUUUUAACGUUGCUUCACAAUAGCUCAAAAUAAAUUGCAUUUCAAACAUGGUUUAGCAUACAGAUGUUGAAAGUUUUUCGCUCUCAAUUUACUUAAUCUCUGCUUCCUACCUAUUUGAAAGGGGCCGGGGAAGACAAGAAGUUAGCGCAUGUUUAAUAGUGGUUUGGGCUGAAAACAACAUCAAAAAUAUUCUAUGUAACUAAAAAAGGAAGCGCUUCUUUUUUUAUUAUGGUAAAUAAAUUUUUGUUUUAAAUUCAAAGUGAACAUUUAUGUCUAAUAUUUCUUUAUUAAAAAAUUGUUUAUUUAAAUGUGCAUUAAUUUAAAAGUUUUUUCCUUGCAAAACUACUACAUACUGAAAAAAAUGAAGCAGUAAAGCAUUCAUAAAUACGUGGUUUUUACAACUGGCUUUGUGCGUUAGUUACUCUUUAUGGUUUUUUUUUCUCUACGUAAUAUUUUUAGAUCAUGUACUAAAUUCAAUACUAGUAGAAGUAAUGGAAAAAGUCAGAAAACAGAAGAAUAUAUUAACGCAUAUAAAAAGACGAAGUCGUAAAAAUUUAAACUAUGUUAAGUGGUUACGCCAAGAAAUUAAAGUGUGUAUUGAGAAACAUGGAGCAGAACGGCUUAAAAAAAUUGCUGGUUAUAGAUUUUUUUAAAUGUAUUGUUCACAUAAAGCGAGCACACACAUGCAGAAAAUGAAACACACAACGUAAUAGUUUUAAUGGUGUUAAUUACAUACUCCUACUCAUCGAAUUUCCUUUUUCAAUGGUUAAUACAAGAUUUAAUUGAUCUAAACCUAACAGAUGUACUUCUAAAAUAACAAAGAUAAUAGUAAUAAAAGAAAAAAAAGAAAUAUACACGAAUAACCACACAAUACUAAAUAAUGGCAAAGUUUCUAAUUUUUUUUCUUGAAAAGUUUUAUGAGUCCGCCGAUAGUCACUCAUAAACACAUAAAACUUUAAAACUCAUAGCGGGAAAAAAUUUUAUAUAUAAGACCUGGGCAUCACUGGCCGUUUAGUAUAUCUGCCUUGGUCGAUUUCAAAGAAAUUCUUAAAAAAAUAAAAGGCACCCAGUUAUUGCUUUUUUCCUAAUUGAAUUGGAAAAGCAUACGAGAUCUAAACUACUUUUAGUAAACAGGCCAUAACACAAUACCAUUUUGUGAGAAAAUGAUAAUGUAAUUGAUAUAACACAAAUCAGCGCUGACACCAACCACCUUUCCUAUAUAUAAGAAAAUAUUUGUGCAGUUUAUUGAAUCUCGGCCAGUAUUAAAAGACGUAUCGUCGAAAUAAUUUUGGAAAUCCAACUGUUGUAUUAGCCAUCGCUAAUUUAAUUACAAACAUAGUUGAGUGCCAGGUACAAAUAUAUUUAUCAACUACUAUUUAUUCCUUCCCACGCAGCAAACAACAGAAUUAGUAAACCUGCUGAAAAUUUCAUGGAUUUAGACCCUCCGCGAAGAAGAGAUAAUUGCUUACCUCAUGUUCGUAGAGAGAGUUGAGGAACUUACAUUGUCUUAUGGAACUAAUCCUUGAGGAUUGCUAAGCACCACGCCCGAAGUAUUGAAAGACAAAGCUCUGACUUGGUAUCGACACAACCGCAAUCGAUGCACCUCUUGCGACGCCAUUAAAGCAGGUCUGCUAAAGUUUUUCUGCCUACCUUAUUAUCUAGAGAGAUUGGAUGAUGAAAUACGUAAUCUAGUCCAACGAGCCAACAAAACUUUCAAAGAUUACGCCAUGGCCUUGCAGCACCUAAUGCGGCACAGUAAGACGGACGAAAAGGGAAAAUUAGAAUCAACCUUCCGGAACGCACUCCCCGAUUACAUGUAGUACAUCAAACGACGGGAUUUUAAUUUGCUGGGAGAACUUUUGGAACUAGUAGACGAUCUCGAGAGUAUACCUGCAACAAAUUCUAGUACAUCUCAUCGUGAACAACAUCAGACGAUAAACACGAGAAAUUAUACUGCAGCCAAUAUACACCCCUCUAUUCAAUGUCCAGCAUUAACUUGCAAUAACUAUAAACUCACGAUUACCACUGUUAUAGAAGAAGAAAUAACUAUUGCAACAAUCGACAAAGGCACUCCCAGCUGUUUUCUCAGCCAACAAUUCGGCGUAUUGCUUAAUUCACCGUUUGACGAACUAACCGACGGAAUACCAGUUACUUUCACCAACGGGUCAACAGUUCAAGUGAAAACAGCCACACAAUGUCAAGUACAAAUUGGUAAUCAGACCGAAAGGGUUACAUUUUUAGUAAUGCAAUAUGCAUCGGUCUAUUUACAACUUACGAAACUUUGGAUAACCCGUUUGUGUAUUGCUUGAUAGUCAACCACCCUACAUCACAGGAUCGCUUCCAACUAGAAGAUUAGCCAGAUGGGCUCUAGAAUUAUAGCAGCAUCAUCAUACCGUAAAGGCAAAUGGAAUAAAGUAGCUGAUGUGUUAUCCGACAGCCCGUGCAGACUUGUCAAAUAGCGAAGAAUGAACCAACCAGCACCGAAGAAUGCCACUAGAUAAAAAGAAAAUUACAAAAAAUACGUAAACGUCCUGAAGAGUUCCCCGAAUAUUCAUUUACAAAUGCUCAAGUAAAUCGAUACUUUCCACAACAUUUCAAUGACGAGGAAGCUCUGUAUUCCUAUUCACAUCCGAAAUCGUGUAUUAGAGUAGAACUACGAUCGUCCAACCGCAGACUGUCUCGGUCUACUAGUACUUUUCGACACUUUCAGUAAAUGGGUUGAACUAAUCCCAUUGCGUAUGGCAUUCGUCGAAAACUUAACCAAAGCUUUUAAAGAACGCAUUUUAUCCGGAUUCGAGGCUCUAAAAAUUCUAGUGACUGAUAAGGGAACACAAUUCACUAGUCGAAUAUUCCAUCGAUAUUAGAAGGGGAUACAGGGGGUUCAACAGUUCACAGCACUUAUAUGUCCCAAGAGAGAGUGACCCGUACAAUUAAAACUAUGAUAGCGCUACUUCUUGAAAAACUAUAUAUUACUUAGGACAAAUAUUGGCUAGAGGUUAUGUUAACCAUUAAUAUUAUUCUAUCCGAAUCUACCUGCAUACUUAGUUCAAAGAAGGGAGUCAAACCUGCCUUACAUAUUACACAAUGGAGUAACGCCUGGCACCGUCAUACCACCGAUGAAAUUGUGAGCAAACUCCGUGAAGCAUGGGAGAUUGCUCUCGACAGCAUUAACUUGGCGUCUUACAGCCAGAGACGUUGUUAUAAUCUCCGCAGAAGGCCUUGAAGGCCUACAGUAAACGAUUUACUCCUCGUCAGGAGUCAUACCUUAUUCAACGUUGCUGAAAGCUAUGAUGGAAAACUUCCCCCUAAGUAUGAUGGACCAUACAAGGUCGAGAUGUUUUUCUCACCUAACAUAGCUCAGCUAACAAGAUACGACGGCGGAGGCAAACGGAAGACCCAUUUCAGCGAGUUGCGCUCGUUUACCCUGCCCACCGCUGAUGAUAACGAUUGCUUAACAAUGAUUCCAUUCUCUAUCUACAGGCUGCUGUCACCAAAUGCAGAGAUGACGGUGUCUCAAUCAUGUAGCAAACCGGACUCCAAAAGGGCGAUAGUGAUCGUUAAUGCCGUGAAGUGCAGCCAAUCAUGUGUUUAUCAAUUCCGCAUAAACGCUCACUGACAUAAGGAUGAAAAAAGGCGGCAAAGUUACAAAACAUAAGGUCGAAGCCAAGUUGACAGAAUUGCCAAUUUAGGUUUCUUUACAAGUUUUACGAUACAUUUUUUUAUAAUACAGAAAGAAAUAUUAAUUAUUCGUGGUAAGUUCACACAAUAGUUAAUAAUAUAAUAUUUGUAAUUUACUUGCAAUCUUUAAUAUCGCCACGCUUUUAAUUUAGUAGAAGAUGAAUCGGUACGAUUUAACAAAAGGAGAUUCCGAAGCAAACAUGGAGCGAAAAAGUAGAUUUUAAAGGCAGACUAGUCGACGGAAAGGAAGUAACUGCACGACAUUUUGAAAAAUUAUUAUAAAAAUUUAUAAAUAGCGAAGUCUUUCCCUCCAGUAGUAGUGUAGCGCGAAAAUCCAUUGUAAUAGAACGAUAUGCCGAAUACAACUAAGACACGCAAGUAAAGGCACGUAUGUGAUUUAUUGUUUAAAAGAUUUAAUAUUUGUUUUCUGUUUAUUAGGUACUGGAAAAUGAAGGCCAAGAAACGAACCAUUUGACACUCGCGAUCUUUUUGAUUCAGCUGUUUGCAAGUAAACAACUUCAAAUUAAAUUUAUUUUAUUUUUUUCUAUAAACGGAAGUCUAGACUAAUAAUAAUACCGAACGUUAGCUCUUCUGUUUUCUUGUAAUUUGACAAUUUUGAGAGAACGUAUUUAACAACUGUUGUCCUUACGUGUUUCCAAAAAAACGAUAAUGAAUAAUUAAUGCUGAAUGCUAUCACGUAGUUGUUUGAAAAGCAGUCAUAAAAGGAAAGCAUAAGCUGACUUUCGAAUAGGUGAUUACCGUCGUGAUUUCUAGAUAUUUGACAGCCCUGUCUUUCACAGCACUGCCAACUUGGUAUUUGUGCUACACUGCUAGAUUUUGUAAUCCUAAUAUUUAAAGAAGUACAUUUUAGUUAUACUUUCAAAAAUUCCUUAAUUUCAUGUAAGUAAUUAACCCUUUAUAUAAUAUUUCAUAUGUUUCUGUCAAGAACUUUCCUUAGAAAUGUUCUCUCUUAUGACAGCUCUAUCAAGUGCUGAUUCAAAAGGCUAAACGUAAGAAAAGAAGGCUAGUUCGGAUUACAAAUAACUUUAUUAAUAACUGCCUUAAGGUUCAAGCAAAGAACUUAGUGCAGUGAACCUUUUUGCAUAACACAGCGGGCCUACUGUUGUGGAUUUGCUGAAUUGCAGAAGAAGAAGAAAACAUUUAAUAUAUUUUAUAAGUUAUGAGGUAUCGGGAGUUAAUCGUUUUAAAUUAUUUUUGGUUCCUAAACAUCAAUUCGUUUGGAAUUUCGCCGAAAGCAUUUGCUGCCGCCAUUGAACAUUGUCCGGGUAGUAACGUACCGGCUAUUAGAGCGCAAACUCAAUAUCAUGAAAUAUCAGGUAUAUUUUAUUACACAAGUUGGAAUGAAGAGAGUGUUAAAUCUCUUAAGGUAUACGAUGAUGUGGCGUAUUACUAUAGUAGCUAUGUAUAUUUUGCCGCUGUCAAUUGCUGGCAUUUAGCCUGCAAUUGCACACAUGCACAUAUGACAACUGUCGGCAGCGGUUCGCCAAAUAAAUGGCCAACAUUGAUAAUGCAUUAUGGGACUAAUGGUAAAAAACAGUUGCAAUACAAUGGCGAUUGGAACUUCUCAGCUUUAUGCCAGUUCUUAAAUAAUGUAUUGAAGCCGCUGGAACGUGUACACUCCGCAGAUGAGUUACAAGACGUUAAAUUACAAGCAGAUGUAUUAAUCCUGGGGCUAUUUAAAGAAGCAUUUUGCGAUGAAUAUAAACAAUAUUCGGCGGCUGCUCUCAAAUGGCUCGAGACUGAUCCACUACGCAGUUACCGAUUUGCGGUAAUAUUGGGGAAUAACACAUUUCCGGAUUUUUUCAACGUUGAGGAUAAAAAAGUGCCACGCUUAGACUAUUUGACAAUGACAAAAAGCGUAAAAUCAUUUAGUGGUGUUGGAGAUCUAACUUGGAAUGUUAGCAGCAUCAUAUCAUGGUUGCAUGAUGAAUUCAAUGGGGCUUACAGCACACUACAUGGCCACAGUACACCUAUAAACUUAGCUAUAAAAUUAAAACAAGGCCCGGUUAUUGCACUUUUCGCUACCAAUCUACAUUUCUAUAAAUAUAUGGAGCAGAUAUUGCAUGAAUCUAAAGUAUGGUCAAGGCCUUUCAAUGCGUGCAAUAUUCUAUCCAUUCAAGAUCUUCAAGUUAGUAUUAAUAUAGCGACAAUUAUUAAAGAAUUCAGGAAUAUAACUAACGUCAAAGAAGCAUCGACAUGUUGCUACGGCCGGAUAAAGUCAGUUCAUUUAAAAGAUUAUUACAAAACCAACAUUUUAUUAACUCGCUUAUUUCAACAUGUGGCCAAUCCACUCAUGGAAGUCAGCAAUGACUUCAAGUCGGUGCCUUAUUUGAAAAACUUUUACCAUGAGAUAAAGUGUUUAAAAACAAAAAUUCAUCAUUCAAUAUCCUUACGUAUAGCUCUGGCUCAGUAUUUAGAGGGAUCUAUAAAAGAUCUACAACGCAAUAACAAAUAUAAUCGUACAGUUUCAGUAGUUUUGAUAGAUAACGGAGAAUAUACAGAUUAUUUAAACUUCCUAGGCAUUCCAAUAAGCAACCACAAUUUAGCGACAACUUUUAUAGCAGACAAUGAAAAAGAGAGCAUUUAUGUAAUGACGGAAACAUUUGACAUUCGCAAUUUAAUGAAAUUUUUGCAAAAUUUCUUUGAAAACAAUUUACCUUCUUUACAAAGGAUUUCCGGUGCUUCUUCCAUGGAGAAUGUAGCUUUUAAACCGGAUUUCUUUCAAUUAAAGCAAGUAAAUCGAAUUUUAUUUUUAAAUCAAUUGCACUUUCAUAAUAUUACUACCGUGGUCUUAAUUCAUUCACAAUCCUGUCCUUUGUGCGCCAAUUUACAAAACACUUUUCUGCAAUUAGCAGGAAUAUUCAGGCAUCAAUCAAACACUAUUCGAUUUCUGCGCUUAGAUUCACAAACAAACGAUUUGCCUUGGCAAUUUGUCAUGAACACUUUACCAACCUUGCUCGUGUUUCCCCGGGAACAGUAUGCGAAUUCCCGCUUUUUCCCAUCAUUUCUUAAAGCAGAUUUUCGUAAUGUUUUGUCUUUUAUAUUGGCCCAAUUACCUGCUGUAGAUCAAGUAAAACUUGUUUUAUAUAUCUGUGAAGGUAAUAUUCUUCCUUUAUCAAAGGGAAGUUGCUGGCGAUUUGUUAGGAAAUUAAUAACGCAACAUAUCGCGCAACAUCUACGUUAUUGGCAGUUGUUUGAAUCAGAACGUAGUCUAAUUUUCAAACGCUUAAGUGCCUUCAAGGAUAUGAGUUUGGAUAUACAACGCAAUUCAAGACUGUUGUAAUGCGUAGAUAAUUAUUGUAAUAUAUUAAAAUUAUUGUAAAAAAAGUUUCGAAAUGUAAGUUGUAACAAACAUUGUAUUAAGCGAUCAAUGAGAAAAUUAUCUU